Molecule: messenger RNA, 1649 nt
Organism: Caenorhabditis auriculariae
Lineage: Eukaryota; Metazoa; Nematoda; Chromadorea; Rhabditida; Rhabditidae
Source: the annotation of a GenBank genome assembly
AUGGUAAUUUAUGGAAUCGCUUUGCGGUGUGAAAACAUUAGUCUCCUCUUCACAGUAAUGUUAUACGGAAAGUUCCAAACACGCAGCAGGAAAUCACGACUUCGAAAAUAUCUCGAGGGAUUUCGAUUCAUUUUUUUCGAUCCAAAGCUUGGAACUAACCACCCCUGCAACCUAGGUAGUAUGGUGUGAUCUUUAAAAAAAAAGAUAGUGAAAUUAUAGGAAUUGCAGGGUUGAGCAAUGUCCUUGGGCUGCCGUAGACGUUGCUUCAUUUGCGAUCUUGCUUUCUCUGCUACCCAGGUCUCUUCAAUCAACGCAUUCUCUUCCUGCUACACCUUUUCCUUCAAUCGCCGCCUACCGUCGGUAUAAAAGGCAACUCCCUGAAGGUAGAAGGCAGGUGGGCAAUCUCAUCAUAACGACAACGGUAAGCAGUCCUUUCUUUUCCUUGUUCUUACCCAGUCAUUUGAAGCCUCUUGGCGACUUUAAUUUCUAAUAUUUAUUGCUCCUACUCCUCUGGUUCUGAUUUUCGUGUUUAAGAUGACCAACGAGAAGGAACUCGAGCUCGAGGCUCACUCUCUCCGCCGCGUCGCCUUCUUCGGCGUUGCCGUCUCGACGGUCGCCACGCUCGUGUGCGUCCUGUCGGUGCCCAUGCUGUACAACUACAUGCAGCACAUGCAAUCCGUCAUGCAGAGCGAGGUCGACUUCUGCCGCUCGCGCUCCGGAAACAUCUGGAGAGAGGUCACCCGCACCCAGGUACAGUUUUUACUUGAAUUUUCUUCUUAUUAUCCCUUUUUAUUCAUCAUUUUUUCUUCAUCAACACUAUUUCAGGUCCUUGCCAAGGUUACCGGUGGAGCCGUCCGAUCUCGCCGUCAAGCUGGUUACACCUCCGAAGCCGUUGAAGGAACCUCUCACAGCGCUGGAGGAUGCUGCGGCUGCGGUGUCUCCGCUCAAGGACCACCUGGAGCUCCAGGACCUGAUGGAGAAGAUGGAGCUGAUGGACAACCAGGAGCCCCAGGCAAAGACGGACCAGACGGACCAGAAGCCACUCCAGCUCCACAAGUCGAUUGGUGCUUCGAUUGCCCAGAAGGACCAGCUGGACCAGCUGGACCAGCCGGACCAAAGGGACCAAGCGGAAACCCAGGAUCUGACGGACAGCCAGGAGCCCCAGGAAACGCCGGAUCUCAAGGAGCCGCUGGAGCCCCAGGACCAGCUGGUAACGAUGGUGCCCCAGGAAACGCCGGAGCUGCCGGAGCCCCAGGAAAGGUCGUCGAAGUUCCCGGCCCAGCCGGAGCUCCAGGAGCCCCAGGACCAGACGGACCAGCUGGACCAGCUGGAUCUCCAGGAGCCCCAGGAAACCCAGGAGCCAAGGGACCACAAGGACCCGCCGGAGACGACGGUGCCGCUGGAGCCCCAGGAAAGCCAGGAGCCGACGGAGACCAUGGAGCCGACGGAGAAUCUGGUGCUCCAGGUAUGUACAGUUUUCUUAGAAAAUUCUUUCAUCAUUCAGUUUUUCUCACUAAAUAUGAUCUUUUCAGGAGGUUGCGACCACUGCCCACCACCAAGAACUGCCCCAGGAUAUUAAUUUCCUUCACUGCGCAUCUCCAAUCCUCGUCCUCGCGACUCAUUCCUUACGGAUAUCAAAUAAAAUAUGA